UUUGUCAUAUAUGUAACUUCUGUGAUCACAGUUUGUGUAUUUUUAGGUCGUUGAUUUGUCUUCAUUAUUUAAAGAGAGGUGGAUUUAUAGUGCCUAUUAUUUAAAUGUUAAUGCAAGAAUGAUGUUGAGGACGAUUGUAGGAUAGGUAAUUUCUGUGGGACAAUGCUAGUUAACAUUUUAAUGUAUUAAAUUUUUUUAACCAUAUUUGAAUUUAGAAAAGGCCUUUCUUCUCAAAAUUAAUUUAGCUGGGGUAUUGGUAACAGUACGUAUCAUAAUUUAAUGAUAUUACUGGAGUUUUUAAUGGCGUGUAAUUUGGAAGCAAUUUGAUAGAUAUUAUUUGUAUUGUCCUUUCACACAUUCAGACAAAUGCUACCCAAGUGUUAAACUUUAUAAAAUCCUCAAAACUUAAAAAAAAAAAAGUUCACCUUUAUGAAAAUAAGAAAGUUAAUAGUAUUUAAACUUGCUAACAUUUUCAACGAAGAUAACGUUCAAACAAUAUUAUUGGUAGGCCCAAGUCUUUUCUGAGGAGUGCAAGUAAUCCAAGAUAUCCACAUUCUGAAAAGUCAAGGAAAAGUGAGGGAAACAAGGAUUUAAGAUGACUCAAAAUGAGUCAUUAAUUUCAUAAUGGGAUUCUAAUGAAAAAAUCAUCAUGAGUGAUGAAUCAAGUUGCGAAUUGAUGUCAGCAUCACAAGACACCAGUGAGGAAGAGGAUGUUAAACCUAAAGAUAAGUCUUUAAAAAAAAAGAAGUUUAGAAAACCUAAACUUGAUUACAAAUUGCUUUCUAUUGAAGAAACUGAAGAGGAAGUAAAAUACAGAAGAAAAUUAUUUCGUGAUAUUGAUGAUGUCCUUAAUGCAGAUUUGAAAUGCACCUCUUGCAGCAAAAACCUUAUUGGUAUCAUCAAAAGUGGCCAGAAUGUCUUCAGGCAUUUGACAUUAGAUGUGCUGCUUUGCAAGAAGUGUUUUGACUUCUUUGGUGAUGGGGAGUUCUCCGCAGAUGAAGAUGGCACAGACAAGUACUGCCGUUGGUGCGGGCAAGGCGGCACUCUGUACUGUUGUUCAAAGUGCCCUUGUGCAUUCUGCAAGUCCUGCAUCAAGCGGAACAUGAGCGCUUCAGUGCUGGUCGAUCUGGAGCAGGAGGACUGGCUGUGCCUCAUCUGCAACAGCCGGCCACUGUGGAGGCUGAGGGGAACAUGUGCAGCGGCCCUCAAGUACGUCAUUCGGCAGAAGAGGUUACUUUCUGAGAAGCGUAAACAAACCUUGAUGAAGUUGGAAGAGAAGAAGAAAAUGCCACAAAAGAGGAGGACUAUAAAGAGAAGAGACAGUAGUUCUGACUUUGAGUCGAGAGAUGGCACACCUGAAGCAAGUUGCUCUGGCCUUCAGACCAGGAAUCAUGUGGAAACCAAAGAGAAUGGAAGAUCGGUGAGAAACUGUGUUCGUAAAUCAUCAAAAGUGAGAAUUGAAGGUAAUGAGGCUGAAGUAAGUGAAGUAAGCUGUGAUGAACAAGAAAAAGGAAGUAAAGAGAAAGAAGGAAAUCGGAAGACUUGUGAUGCAUCUCGGGAAACUGAUCUGUUGUUGAAUAGUCAAACUUCGUUACAUAAUGAUGACUUGGAUGAUAAUAUGCCAGAAAUGUGUGAUGAAAAAAUGUCAAACAAAGCACUACUGUGGCUUCAAGACACAGUUGCUGAUAUUUGCGAUGUUAUGAAAGAUGUAGAUGAAGACAUUAAGACUCUUAGUGAGAAGAAGAUUAAACUAAAAAAUGCUAAAAAACCUGUGAAAGUUUCACGACUUGUAAACUACUUCCACAAAAUAUGCCAGAAACUGAGGAGCGACUUGGACAGUGUCGAAUCUGACUUGGAUCUUUGCCAUGAUCACUGGAAGAAAAAUGUUGUGAAGAGGGAAAAGAAGAGGAAUCAUCUAGCCAAAAGUUCACCAGUUGCAGUUGAAAGUGAUAGAACAUUGGAAAAGAAUGAUGACCAAGACAUAUCAAAGGUUAAGAGUAAGUCUUCAUGCACUAGCAUUGCAGCAGAUGAUGCGAUGCUGGAUAAAGGAGGUGGUAGUGACUGUAAAGUGUCUAGAAACAAUGAGCAGGAAACAGAUGAAUGCAAACUAGACCAUGCUAGUGAAGCGAAAGGAGUCUGUGAAAGUGAAUCGGAAACAGUCCAUGCCAGUGAAGCAGACACAGUUCAAGCUGUUGUGGAGGCGUUACCAUCUGUAGACGACAUAACUGGGAACUCACCCUCUACUUCGGAUGUUGAAGGCAUUGCAAGUAAGUUGGUAAAUUACACGUCAAAAGCAAACGGUAACGGCUCUGAUGGGAAAAUAAAUUCCAAGUCGAUGAGCUGUCAGUCUAGUGGAAUUGAUACUGAUGAUGAAGUUGAAUCUGUGGUUAUAGGCGAAACGCUGGGUGGCAUUUGUGGAGUUGAACACGACAAACAGUCUGAAGAUCACGGAGGGGACGGAAAGAAACUAGAUCAAUUUGUAAAUCCUUUAGAUAAUCCUUUAGAUAGAAAAAAAUUGUCAGAGGCUAAGAACAUGGCUAACAGUUUUGACGGUAGUCAAUCUGAAGUUCUUGAAGCUGAAGGGAAUCGAUCUGAGCAAAUGGAAGGUGCUGAAGUUGAAGUGGGGUGUCUAGAAGGAUCUGUCACUGAUAAAGAUGAUGUGGAUACAACUCCACUUAAUCCUUGUAAAGACAAUGAUAAAGUGACAAAAGCAAAUGUUACAUGUGAUAACUUGAACGAAUCUUCGGAUAUAUUUUUAGAUUUUGAUAAUUCAGAGGAAAAUGCAGAUAUUGUGAAAGGUACUAUUCCAGAGGUGGUUGAAAAAUCAAAAAAUGGAAACAAAGACAAAUCGGCAGAAUGUGAUGAUGAUGAUAGAAACAGUGUUUGUACCUUUGAAGUUCUAAGUGAAAGUGCAGAGGAUAAUGUAGUUGGCCAUUCUGAAGCACCCAAUAUGAAAGGAGAAAAUUCUGUUGAGAAAGAAAUUGAAAUAAAAAAACCAUUGAUAUUUGUGAGGAAAGAUCUUAUGGCAAAUGAUUCUAAAAGUUUGGAUGAUAAACUGGAGGUUAAGGAUGAUAGUGAUAAAGUUGUUGAUGAAACAGCCUUGGUUAACGGUCAGCUACUCACACGUAAAGAGAGGUCUGUAAUUAUUCCAAAGAAAGAUAUUUCUCUCACUGAAGAAGCAGUUAAAGCAAGACAGGCACUCCUGGAUUGCAGUACAGGUGAUGAUGAGAGCGAUGAAUCUCAGAAGUCAUCUAAGAAAAGAAAGAGGAAGAAAGUGAUAGCUUUAAUGAAAAUUGGUUGUCACAAAAUUGAUGUCAAACCAAACCGAGUAAGACGGCCCGGGCCAGCUAGUAAAGUGAAACGAAUAACUGAAAGUGAUACAGACUCUGAUGUCCUGGACUCUGAUGAGGAAGAUAAACCUACAAAGUCCUUAAAGAAAAUAAAAGCAGCAAAGUGCAAGCAUGAUUGUCUAAGUGCUUAUGAAAAUGAUACAAAAUUAAAAUUAAAAGCAGAAGUAGCAGUUCAGAGGUUGCCUAAAACUGAAGAUGAAAAGUACAAAUCAAAAUUUCUCAAUGCUGUUGAAAGUAGUGAAGAAGUCAUAGAGAAUGAAGAAAGGCCAACGGAUGAGCAGUCGACAUGUGAGAAAGAAGUUGAUAGGCUAUGUAAUCUUAAGUUGCUGAAAAGGAGUAGAAACAAGGAUUCUUCGUCAUGCAGUGGGGAGGAGGUGACACCUCAGAAGAAAAAGAUAAAAAAAAAGAAACUUGACAAAGUGAAGAAUGAUGAUAGUCCUGAAGGCAGUAAAAAAUCUCUCUCAGAUGUUGAUGAUGAUACCGUUUUCUCGGACACUCAAGGAUCAGAGAGGCAACUUGCGAGACAGGAACCAAUCUGCACAGUCACAGAAAAUGACAUGGCUAAGAAGCUGCUCCUUGAUAUGUCUUCGUCAGAUGAGAGUGGGGAACUUACUGAAGAAGAAAAUACUGCCAAAACAAAAAAAUCUAAAAAAGGUAAACAAGUAUUGGAGAACAAAAAUGAAAACGUGGAAGGUAAUGAAGGUGUUGAAAAAAAUCCUGAAUCUCCUGAUAAUGUAGAUGUAGUUAAUGGAGUUAAGGUUGAAGAUGAUUCUCUUGAUAAAGUUGAGAAAUCUAACAGUAUUGAAAGUAAUGAUAUUGAUGAGAAGAAGGAAAAUGAAAGUGAAGAUGAGAAAAGUGUUGACAAGGCUGAAAAGAAGGAAGUGAGUGCUGAAAAUGUUGAAAAUACCAAAAAAGUGGGGGAAAGUGAUAAUGAUUCAUCUGAUUCUGACACCAAGGUGGUGAAAAAAAAGUCUUGGCGUCGUGAUAAGCUUUUGUCUGGCAAGCUUUCGCUGACUGACUCUAGUGAAGAGGAGAGGUGCUGGGAAAAAAAUAAGGCGAAACGAGAGGCAAAAUUAGAAAAUGAAUCAGAUGGACAAGACAGUACUGAAUCAAAACCAAGGAUCAAAAAAAAAGCACGAAAGGUUUUGGGAUCUGACUCGGAUGACUUCAAACCAGUUAGCAAUGAUUCUUCCUCCGACUCCGAUUUUGUGUCGACAAAGAAGAGGCAGAGAGGGAAAAACAAUUCGGAUUCUGAUAGUGUGAAAACUAUCGAUAGUGACUCUUCUAGCAAGAAGAGUAAACAAAAACGAAAGCGAAUCAAACGACCUAGAAGUGACUCGUCGGAUAGUGAUGGUCUGGAAACAAGUCAGAGGUCUGAGGGUCAGGGAAAAGGUCGCAAAAACAUCAGACGUGUGAUCAAGGAUGAUGAUGUCGGAGAAGCAACUCGCAGAGCUGCAAGAGAAGAGGAUGAGAGGCGGAAGAGAAUAGCAGAAAAACAAAAAGUGUACAAUGAACUCUAUGAUUUACCGGAAAGCUUUGAAGCACUAGACAAACUGGUUUUGGAUUUUGACCCAGAAACCAAAGAAGAACUAGUAAGUGUCCAUCCAAAAUUGGUUGCGAAACUGAAACCUCAUCAGGUGAAGGGUGUCAAAUUUAUGUGGGAUGCAUGUUUUGAGUCCGUCCGACAAAUCAAGAAAAGUAAAGGAACGGGUUGUAUUCUUGCACAUUGCAUGGGACUUGGAAAAACAUUUCAGGUUGUGACGUUAGCACACACUGUGCUGACGAACAAGGCGACCAAGGUGAAAACUAUCCUAGUAGUGGUUCCGAAGAGCACUGUGCUCAACUGGAUAUCUGAGUUCAAACUCUGGCUCAAAGACACGAAAAGCAAAUUCAUGAUAAAUGAUUUAUCUAAGACCAAGAAGUACAAGCCCCGGAUGUUGGACUUGUGGGACUGGCACUCGAAGGGUGGCAUUAUGGUGCUGAGCUACGAAAUGUUCCGUGACCUCGUACUGCUGGGGCCACAGAAGCUGCGCAGGAAGGGAGAUGCCGACAAGCUUCAUGAAGCGCUUUUGGACCCAGGCCCAGAUUUGGUUGUGUGUGAUGAAGGUCAUCUGUUAAAAAAUGAAACGACCAAAAUCUCCAAAGCAAUGACGAAGAUAGGAACGCUGAGGCGCAUUGUGCUCACUGGAACACCGCUUCAAAAUAAUCUUGCAGAAUAUCAUUGCAUGGUGCAGUUUGUGAAACCAAAUCUCCUCGGAACACGUAAAGAAUUCCAGAAUCGGUUUGUGAAUCCAAUAAUUAAUGGUUCCUAUGUGGAUUCCAAUGCACAUGAUGUGAAGGUCAUGAAAAGGCGUGCACAUGUGUUGCACAAAAUGUUGGAAGGGUCAAUACAGAGAUUUGAUUACGCAGUAUUGACACCAUAUCUUCCUCCCAAGCAAGAGUAUGCCAUUUUCAUACGCCUGACGGAGCUGCAGAUUAAGCUCUACCAGUAUUAUCUCGACCACAACGCACCCGAUGGCAAAGCAAAAACUGCAAAGCUUUUUACAGAUUUUCACAUCAUCCAGAGGAUCUGCACCCAUCCUAGAGUUUUGCAAAUGAAUUUUGAGAAGAAUGAGAAGACUGCUGAAAAAAAGCGGUUUUUGAAGUCAGACUCUGAAGGUUCAUUGAAAAACUUUAUUGAUGAUGGAAAUACAUCCGAAUCAGACGUCAAAUCAACAAGCUCCUCGGAUUCUGAUGUUGUUUGCGUCGAGGAUGGGGAGAAAAAAGACAACCCAACAAAACGACCUGGCACUCGAAGAACUCGUCAGAAUCCAGAAGUGAGCGACAGCGAGCCGGAGGUGGAGGAAGAAGUGAAGACGUACCAAGAGUGGUGGCAGCCGUUGAUAGAGGACGACAAGGCGUUCUCGAAUCUGGCCGAGAGCGGGAAGCUGCUCUUGCUGUUUUCCAUCCUGCGAGAGUGUGAGAAGAUAGGAGAUAAAGUCUUGGUGUUCAGCCAGUCCCUGUUUUCUCUGGACCUGAUAGAGUACUUCCUUCACCAGAUAGAUGAAGCUUCGCAAGCUGGCACCGUGGGUGACUUGUUAUGCAACCAUUCAGGCUCGUGGUCUCCUGGCCUCGAUUACUUUCGUUUCGAUGGUGGAACGUCUCUGGACAAUCGCAGCUACUUUUGCAAAGCCUUCAACAAUGAAGAAAAUCUCAGGGCUCGGCUCUUCCUAAUAUCCACCAAAGCUGGUGGCUUGGGGAUAAACUUGUUUGGAGCAAACAGAGUCAUCAUAUUUGAUGCUUCUUGGAAUCCUUCUCACGAUGUCCAAAGUAUCUUCAGGGUGUACCGUUUUGGACAGAAGAAACCAUGCUACAUAUACAGAUUUCUGGCUAAGGGUACGAUGGAAGAGAAGAUCUACGACCGGCAGGUGACGAAGCUGUCCUUGUCAUGUCGGGUUGUUGACGAGCAGCAGAUAGAGAGGCACUACAACAUGGCAGACCUGCAGGAGCUGUACAACUUCAAUCCCGAGCCGUCCACCACAUCCACGCCCAUGCUCCCUAAGGAUCGUUUGCUGGCAGAACUGCUGAAGGAACACGAGAAGAUCAUAGAGACGUACCAUGAACACGACUCUCUGCUGGAGAACAAAGAAGAGGAGGAGUUGAAUGAAGAGGAGAGGAAGGCAGCAUGGGAUGAUUAUGAAAAUGAAAAGAAGGGCAAGCCUCCGCAAGGUAUGGGAAUGGGAAUGGGACUGAAUCAGGUUGACUCAGUGGCUCUUAAAGAAGCAAUUCGAAAGGAGAAUCCUGCGCUGACUGAACAAGAGUUGGAUGUGAAAUUCGCGGAAACUUGGCAGCGAAUUGCUGCCUACAUGAGACAGAUGCAGCUCCAAAAAACUGUCCAGCAGAACCUUAUGUACCAGCAGCAGAUAAGGAACAACUACAACUAUCAGCAGGCACCGCAGGUUAUGAAAACCACGCCGGUGCUCCACAACAUUGCCACGAAGCAGAACUAUCCCGUGAUCAACAUGAGCCAUGGCAGCAUGUAUGCCAAGCAGUACACACCAGCAGCCGGGGGCUACGCCUACACCACCUACGGGGCCAACUUGCCGAAAGGAUCCACUGCUACAGCACUGAACUCUCAGAUGAUGCAGCAGCCAUCGAGCUCCAAAACUUUGCCCAAAGUGGAUGCCUCUCACAAGCCAGUGUACCUGAACCCUGCAUCCACCCGCAAAGGGUACAACAUGGCAGUGGGCACACCCAGAGAAUAUCCAGGCCCUAAAGGAGCUGCAGGGAAAAUGUUAAACAAGAAACAGAAUGCUGCGAAGCCUCCGGUGAAUAGUGAUGACAUAGAAACGAUAGACUGAGAGAGGACGUCUGAAGACAGCCAGAAUUAUUUAAUUGAGCAAUCAAAUAGACAAUUGAUUUCUCGUGUGUAAAUAAGUGGAUGGCGUUGAUGAAGAGGGGACUGUGUACAUACUGGUUCACUAAGUUUGGCUCGAAAGAGUGGUUGUGAAGCAUGUAAUGAAUGUGGUUACAUCCGACACUUCACAGUUAUUCCAGAUUACGUGUUUUAGUGGGUUGUCAUUGUUGUGUGUUUUUGUACAAAUUAAGAUUUUUGACUGUGAAAGAAUUAUGGAGGUAUAUAGUAAUACAAAGGAGUUCUUCUUACAGGAAUAGGACAAUUUACUGUGCAUUUACACUUGUACUCAAUGUCAAUAUUUGUAAUAGAACAAAUGGUGUAGUUCAUUAAGCUGCAGUGAUCUUGCUGAUCUGGCCCAAAUACAAAUAGAGAAAAAUCUGUUUUAGUGGGACAUUUCCAUUCUAAAGUAACAUUUUUAUAAUUGUCGCCCCUUUGUGUUCGUAAACCAUGAAAACCUGUACUAUACAGCAAGAAAAAUAUGUCGAAUAAAUUACUCCUAAUCAGAUAGAAAUUUUUUGCUGGUCUACAGAACAGUUCCAGAACCUGUAUUUUUAUAAAGUUUGUGCAAGUAUCGAAAAUUGUUAUGCAAUGAUAUUUAAUCCUUCUGCUAAAAUAUAAAUGCACAUUUUCCCAUUAUUUGUUUAUUUUAAUAUUUAAUACUCUCUAUAUCUGUGAUGAUAUUAGUAUACAUUAGGUGAUCAAGUCAUAAAAUUUUGUUUUUAUACAUACUUUACUAUUAUUUUUUAUUUGUGGUGUUGUGUAAAAUAUUUAAAAUUUUGCUGUAGUUAGUGUGAGAAACUUCCAGAAUAUUAACAGUUUAGUUCUACGUGAAAGUUGAGACAGCUAUGAAAUGUUGUUUCAUAUCUUAUUAAAUGGCCAAAGUUAUUUGUUUUUAACUUUUUUUUCAAUAGUAAGCUCUUGUUAGUGGAAUACAUUUUUAAUAUUGUGGUAUAAAAAAUUUUUUUAAUAAAUCAAAAGCAAAACA
Bacillus rossius redtenbacheri is the source of this 8731-nucleotide messenger RNA. RefSeq names its product transcriptional regulator ATRX homolog. NCBI's taxonomy places the organism in Eukaryota, Metazoa, Arthropoda, Insecta, Phasmatodea, Bacillidae. The transcript is spliced from 35 exons. Gene Ontology annotation, molecular function: ATP binding; ATP-dependent chromatin remodeler activity; ATP hydrolysis activity. The record is from RefSeq and is a predicted model, not a curated record. Gene Ontology annotation, cellular component: nucleus. The coding region runs from base 650 to 7690 and encodes 2346 amino acids.